Messenger RNA from Cylas formicarius (sweet potato weevil), 953 nucleotides. RefSeq names its product chymotrypsin-2-like. The record is from RefSeq and is a predicted model, not a curated record. Lineage: Eukaryota; Metazoa; Arthropoda; Insecta; Coleoptera; Brentidae. Gene Ontology annotation, molecular function: serine-type endopeptidase activity. The transcript is spliced from 4 exons. Gene Ontology annotation, biological process: proteolysis. Bases 54 to 821 code for a protein of 255 amino acids.
UUAUAAAACGAAGCAACUAAGCUGCCAAUUCACAGUAACUUGAUACGAGCACGAUGUCGGUUAAAACCCUAUUGGCUUUCGCAGUUUCGGCAAUUGUGCUCCUUGAGGCAAAAAGCGCCAAUCUUAGAAUAACAGGUGGCGAGGAUGCAUCUCUAGGACAAUUUCCCUAUGAAGUAGCCAUCAUUAUCGAAGACUUGACAGGUGCAUGCGCUGGAUCUUUAAUUUCUGAAGAAUACGUAUUGACAGUUGCCGAUUGCCUUGAACUGGAUGGAGACUGGAUCGUAGUUUUGGGUGCCAAGGACAUUAGUGUAGUCGAACCCGGCCAAAUAAGACAGAAAAUAUCAAAGGAGAAUUACAUCAUCCACGAAAAUUUCACCUCCUUCGAAGAACAUAACAUUGCCCUAAUUAAGCUUCCACAACCAGUACAGUACAACGAUUUAAUCCAACCCAUUAAGCUUACAGAUAGCCAAAGAGAUCUGGCCGGUGAAGUUGGAGUUGUCGCAGGUUGGGGUACGUCUUAUGGUGCCCAAAUAAUAGCUUCUCCGGUUUUACAAUGGACAAACAACACUUUUCUUACAUACGAGCAAUGUAUAUACGAUCAUCCGAUCUUCACCGAAGCACUUCGCGAUGAGCAUGUUUGUUUGGCACCAGACUACUACAAGGCGCCGUGCGUUGGCGAUGCGGGAAGUCCAAUAGUAGUAAACGGAGAGCAGGUAGCUCUCGUUUCUUAUGGAUAUUUCAACUGUUUCUUAUUUAAGCCGAACGUGAAUACCAGAAUUUCAGCGUAUCGGGACUGGAUUAAAGAAAAGACGGGCAUAUAAGCGUCGUUGUUGUUCGAAAUGUAAUGACAUAAAUAAAUAAAAAUAAAAUAGAUAACUGUAGCAGCAUCACCUAACGUCUUACCAUAAGAUUUGAAAAAAUCUCAAAUGGUUAAAAUAAACACGGUUUGAGUU